AUGACUGAUCACCGGAAACCGAAGAGGUUCAAAAAUCUGUUGUCAUUUUUAUCACCACUUGUAGUUUCAUCAAGUGAUAAUGUUGAUGAGGUAUAUGUUGAGAUUGAAAGUGUGAGCGGGAGUAGACUAGUGACCGAUAAUUCUGUUAAUGAUAUUGGUUUGAACUUUUUUCCAUCCAUUCCAUUAAAAAAGAGGUCUGAAAGUUUUGAUAUUAAUUCUCUUCAGUGUGAUCCGGGAUUACACCAACCUAUAUCAUCACAUGCUAUUGAUAUGCGUGACCGUAUUCGAAAAGAUUAUGUGGUAUUAGGACCUUAUCAACCUUGCUCAAGUUUUUACCCACUUUCAUUUGAUGGAGGCCAAGGUCGAAAGUUUAACCCCAAGUGGUUCAAGCAAUGGCCUUGGCUUGAGUAUUCUGAAGAGAAAGAUAAAGCAUUUUGUUUCCCCUGUUUCUUAUUUGUUACUUAUCCAUCUCAUCAUCCAGCAUUUACUGUUGAUGGGUUUAAUGGAUGGAAGAAUUCAUCACAAGAAAUAACAGAUAACCGACUCCGGCUUAUUACUAGUAUAGAAAGUGCAAGGCUAUUGGCACACCAAGGAUGUGCUUUUAGAGGACAUGAUGAAGCAGCCAAUUCUCCUAAUGGUGGAAAUUUUGAUGCUGUUGUGAAUUCUUUUGGAAGAGUAAGUUUAGAAGUUUCUAGAGUUACAAAAAAUGCUCCUGGGAAUGCCAAGUAUACUGCUCCAAGUAUCCAAAAAAAGAUUGUAAACAUACUUGGUAAUAAAGUUAGGAAAAAGAUUCGAGAUGAAGUAGGGGUUGACAAAUUUUGUAUCCUUGUUGAUGAAGCGGUUGAUGUGGCCAACAGGGAACAAAUGGCUAUAAUUCUUCGAUUUGUUGAUUGUCAUGGUUUUAUUACAGAGAGAUUUAUCAAAGUGCUAAGUGUGAAUGACACUUGUUCUCAAACUCUCAAAGAUGAGAUAACCAAAGUUCUUAUCCAAAAUGAACUUCAAGUCGAAGAUAUGCGUGGCCAAGGAUAUGAUGGUGCUAGCAAUAUGCGGGCUAAAGGAGUGCAUAGUAUUAGUGGAUUCUUUUCUACUCUAAAUAUGAUUGUUAACUUUGUUGAUUCUUCUGCAAAAAGACAUUCAACUUUAAGAGAUAUUAGAAAAGAAGAAAUUGUUGAAUUAGUGGCUGCUGGGACACUUAAGACAGGUUCAUGGCUUAAUCAGUCUUCCACUUUACAACAAGCAGGGGCUACUCGUUGGGGUUCACAUCUUCGUUCUAUUUCAAGUCUAAUCAAGUUGUUUGGAGCUACCCGGACAACUUGUAGAGAUUUGGUUAUAAGUGGACCAAAUAAGUACAAGAUGAAGCACGUGGUGUUUUCAAAACUUCAAGAUAUGAGAGAUAAUGGUUGGGAUGCUUUGAUUAUGAAGGUCAUAUCAUUUUGUUGUGAGUAUGAUAUUCUUAUUCCAGACAUGUCUGCUCCUUACAAGAAAGGCAUAAGGGCUUAUGAACAAGAUAUCACAAUUGAGCAAUUUUAUCGAGUCAAUGUAUUUUAUGAUGUGAUUGACUUUCAGUUGGUAGAGUUGAAUAGUAGAUUUCCUGAUGAUUCUAUGGAGCUUCUUGUUCUUAGUGCUACAUUUGAUCCACAUAAUAACUUUCAAUCAUUUAGAAGUGAAGAUGUUCACAAUCUUGCUUCGAGAUUCUAUCCUGCUGAUUUUACUUCAUAUGAGUUGCUUGUUUUAGAUAUGGAGUGCGGGUAUUUUCUAGCAGAUAUUCAGAUGGAUUCAAGAUUUGCCAACAUAACAUCUGUAUCUGAUUUGUGUCGGCGGUUAGUUGUCAAGAAAAUCAGCAUUCUUUCCUAUGAUUUAUAG
Molecule: messenger RNA, 1863 nt
Organism: Argentina anserina (silverweed cinquefoil)
Lineage: Eukaryota; Viridiplantae; Streptophyta; Magnoliopsida; Rosales; Rosaceae
Exons: 4
Coding region: 1-1863 (620 amino acids)
Source: RefSeq, a predicted model, not a curated record